GGAGAGCAGAGCAGAGCGCGGGCCCGAUGCGACGCCCCGCCCCGCCUUGCCCUGCGUCGUCCCGUGCCGUCCGCUCCGAUUCGGAGCGUGUUUUAUUUUGGGACCUGCGAGUUGGCAGCUGAUACCGAGGCAUCUGCACAGGGAGAAUCAGAGGAAAUACGGCUUCGAGUGAGGGGUGCAAACCGGCCGCGCGUUGGCAGUGAGGGGGCAAAUCGGCUGAAACGGAGAAAUGACUGAUCCCAGGAGGAGGAAGCCAGUAAAAGAGCCAGAGAACCUUAGCGACAAGGAGAUUGAUGGGGAUGAUGGAACAGGCCUGGAAGUCAGUGAUCCAGACGUAAAAAGUGAUUCGGAUAUUCCUGAUGUUCCACCCUCGAAUGACAGCACUCCAGAAGUAUUCAAAAAGGCAUUAUCAGGGUUAUCUUCAAGAUGGAAGAACUGGUGGAUCCGAGGGAUCUUGUCACUCGCUAUGAUCUCAUUUUUCUUUCUAAUUAUCUACUUGGGACCUGUUGUACUCAUGUUUGUGGUUCUCUAUGUUCAAAUCAAGUGUUUUCAUGAAAUUAUCACAAUUGGUUACAGAGUGUAUCGUUCUUACGAAUUGCCGUGGUUCAGAACCUUAAGCUGGUACAUUCUUCUGUGUGUAAAUUAUUUCUUUUAUGGGGAAACAGUUGCUGAUUACUUUGGUGGCCUAGUGAGAAAGGAAGUGCCACUUCAAUUCCUAGCCCGUUAUCAUCGCUUCAUCUCAUUUGCUAUGUACCUAGCAGGCUUCUGCAUGUUUGUACUGAGUUUAGUGAAGAAACAUUACCGACUGCAGUUUUACAUGUUCGGCUGGACUCAUGUGACACUACUAAUCAUUGUCACCCAGUCUCAUCUGGUGAUCCAAAAUUUAUUUGAAGGCAUGAUCUGGUUCAUUGUACCAAUUUCAAUCGUAAUUUGUAAUGAUAUAAUGGCAUACCUAUUUGGAUUCUUCUUUGGAAGAACUCCAUUAAUUAAGUUGUCUCCGAAGAAGACCUGGGAGGGUUUCAUUGGUGGUUUCUUUGCAACAGUUGUUUUUGGAUUUCUGUUUGCCUAUGCAUUGUCAAACUACAAUUACUUUGUAUGUCCAGUGGAUUACAGCAGUGAAACCAAUAGCUUCAUUAUUGACUGUGAGCCUUCACAACUGUUCCACCUGCAGGAAUACACACUUCCAUCUUUAUUGCAAUCAAUCUUUGGAUGGAAAACAGUGCAGUUAUUCCCAUUCCAGAUACACAGCAUUGCCCUUUCCACCUUUGCAUCCUUAAUCGGGCCUUUUGGAGGCUUUUUUGCCAGUGGAUUUAAAAGAGCUUUCAAGAUUAAAGAUUUUGCUGACACAAUUCCAGGACAUGGUGGGAUUAUGGACCGCUUUGACUGUCAAUACCUCAUGGCCACCUUUGUGCAUGUUUAUAUCACUAGUUUUAUCAGAGGACCAAAUCCAAGCAAAGUCUUGCAGCAACUUUUGGUGCUUCAGCCAGAACAACAGCUUCAAAUCUUCAACAUACUGAAGUCUCAUUUAAUGGAAAAAGGAGCAAUUCAGCAGUAAAUGGACUCGAGCAACUUUUCUCCAUCAUUGUGGUGAAAGCCUCCCAAUCCAAACUGGGAUACAUAUCUAGUUUUUUUUGAAGUCCUCAGUUUAAGAUUGUUCAUGUUUGUCCCAAAAUUGAGCAUUUUGUAGUUGACAGUCCUUAAUACUCAGUAGUACUUUAACCUUUCAAAAGGUAAGCGGGUAUAAUGUUUGGCAGUUUUCCAAUUUAUUUAUUCUCUUUAACAUCUUUUAAACAGCAGGAUCCAAGGUAAAUUCUUUCUUGUUAAAGUAAUAUAACUGAAUCCAUGAUCUUUUUGAUUGCAAGGACUGAACUAGAAUGUAAUUAUGCAGGGAUGUACUAAUUUCAAGAUUAUAUGGAUAUUUUCACUCCUUUUUGAGCAUGAAUUCUACUGAGCAAUGCGUAGAUAAUCUAUGGGUCUGUCAAUGCACUGCAUCAGAAUUGUACUGUAUCUAACAAUGAAAUUGACAUUGGAUAAUUUUAGAAUAUAAUUUAUUUUAAUGGCUGCAAAUAAAGUUUUUAAUCUCCAGUUUGUUCAGCUGCAAAAUGUGAGAAAUUCAUCUGUUGUGUUUUAGAAUGAAUACAGCUUUUGUAUAUAAAAAGAAAGCGUGGGUUUAUUUACAACAUUUCAAGCUGAUUAAGACUCUGAGGAUUAACCUUAUGGCAGAUGGCAUGCACAAAGUGUAUAUAAUAUGUAAGUACAUGUAAAUGCAAGUAUAUAUCAAUUUAUAAACAUUUAUAAGUUAAAGGUCUGAAGAAAUUGAACAAUUUAAAUUUGGAUUGUGCUUUAAAAUGAGGAUUUUUAGUUUUAUAAUGUGUGUGUAUAAGAGGAUUCUAUAAUUGGCUUCCUCAAAGGAGAAACUCUGCUGUACACGAGUUACAGAAAGAGCUUCAGGAAUAUAGUCCUCUUUUGUUUUGAUUUUUGAAUCCCCAUACAUCGUUUGAUACCAGAGUCACUCUAUAGUGAAUUAUGGAAGUAAUAUACCCAUAGAACUAUUUUGCUAACUCUAUUAAAAUAGUCUGAAACGAACAUUUGGACCACCCUUAACAGUUUAGUUUAUAUAUUUUAACAAGGCAACAUACUUUGUGAUUGAUCUAUCUAGACUGCAUUCUGAAAGUAUGAGAGUAUGUUCCUGUAUGAUGUAAAAUUCAUGUUGAUUAUUAAUCCUGUUUGAAUUAUGAAGGUAACUGUUUUUUGAAAGUUUUAUAGCAUUGCAUUAUUGCAGAUUUUCUCAAAUGUUUAUCUGUAUAGUCUGUUGCGUUUUGUAUCUUGUCUGCAUAGUAAUAAGGUUAGGUACUCCAGCAAACAAAAAUGCAAGUUUCUGUCAUUAAGGAGACAUUUAGCUUGAACCCAACCACGUAUCUGCAAGGUGUGAAUGGUGUAUCACAAAACACUAUUUUAGAUCUUGAUUUCAAA
Messenger RNA from Mobula hypostoma (lesser devil ray), 2973 nucleotides. It is a transcript of the gene cds1, whose product is annotated as CDP-diacylglycerol synthase (phosphatidate cytidylyltransferase) 1. Gene Ontology annotation, cellular component: endoplasmic reticulum membrane. The transcript is spliced from 13 exons. The coding region runs from base 230 to 1555 and encodes 441 amino acids. NCBI's taxonomy places the organism in Eukaryota, Metazoa, Chordata, Chondrichthyes, Myliobatiformes, Myliobatidae. The record is from RefSeq and is a predicted model, not a curated record. Gene Ontology annotation, molecular function: phosphatidate cytidylyltransferase activity.